AUGCGACCAACUCAUAUGUUGAGAGCGGUAAAGUCCGCGAAUGCUAUUCCUGUCAACAAGAAAUACACCCUUCAAUCCACCGGUAUCUGGGAGACUUUGCGACGGAUAUUUGCCCUCGACCCAAAUCGGUCAAAUGGCGUCCCAUUGAACCCGCAAUUCCGCAAUCCUACCCCGGGUGCUCUCUCCCCACAGUCCUACGAUGACCCCGUCACGAUUCCCGCUGGCGACAUUGCGGACAACCCAUACUGGAAACGGGAUACCCGAAGAAAUUACGCCCGCCCAAGUGUAUUGAAGCAGGUGGAUGUUGUCGGACUUCUCACGGUGGGGAGUGAGGCGGCGCCAAAGUCAGAUGUACUUGAGAUUGGGGAUGCGGGAGCCCAGCAACUGGUGGAAGUGAAGCAAAAGGGAGAGGAACAUGGCCUAGCUGCAUUUUUUGAAAAGGAGAAGAAAGUGGAGGGUCUGCUGGGCCCUCAGGGGUUGCCACCUAAGCCUGCCAACUUGAACCCGGUAUCGAGAUAUGAGAUGGCUCCUGCCCAGUCAUAUCCACCGCAGUAA
Molecule: messenger RNA, 555 nt
Organism: Paracoccidioides brasiliensis Pb18
Exons: 2
Coding region: 1-555 (184 amino acids)
Source: RefSeq, a predicted model, not a curated record